Hemicordylus capensis (graceful crag lizard) is the source of this 3160-nucleotide messenger RNA. It is a transcript of the gene CSK, whose product is annotated as C-terminal Src kinase. NCBI's taxonomy places the organism in Eukaryota, Metazoa, Chordata, Lepidosauria, Squamata, Cordylidae. The transcript is spliced from 12 exons. The record is from RefSeq and is a predicted model, not a curated record. Gene Ontology annotation, biological process: adherens junction organization; regulation of Fc receptor mediated stimulatory signaling pathway; protein phosphorylation. Gene Ontology annotation, molecular function: protein tyrosine kinase activity; ATP binding; protein binding. The coding region runs from base 815 to 2074 and encodes 419 amino acids.
GCCGUCUGGCCAUCUGGUACGGAAUGUAUUGCCAAGUACAAUUUCCACGGCACAGCCGAUCAGGACCUCCCGUUCAGCAAAGGCGACGUCCUCACCAUCAUCUCGGUCACCAAGCAAAGCUUAUGUGCAAACGGUACUGCACUUGAUGGUGCAGACAAUUUGUGGGUCAUCCCAUGAAACUGAUUGCCAAGAAAUUUACGACCGACAAAAGGAAGUAUUUUUUCACACACAACACACAAUUAACCUCUGGAAUUCUCUGCCACAAGAUGUGGUGACAGCCAACAUCCUGGAUGGCUUUAAGAAAGGUUUAGAUAAAUUCAUGGAGGAGAGGUCUAUCAAUGGCUACUAAUCUGAGGGUUUUUUCACACACACACCCGCCGAGGGGAGCUGCAAAGGGGGCCCACAGCCACCUCCCAGCCUUCUCCCCCCCACCCCCAGCUCCAGUCUCUGUCUGGAGAGUGGGGGAGCCACUGCCACUGUGGGUGGAAGCAGGGUGCUGGGCAGUUGGGCUGCAGCAGCGGGUGCAGCAGAGACUGCUUACUAGCUGAUCCGGCGCAGAGCAUCUGCGCCCCUAGUUCUCCCUCUCUCUCUCUCCCAUCUUCAUUUUGUCUUCAGCCCCAGUCUGUUCUUCCCUUCCCAGUCUGCUUUCUCUCUCCACCCUCCAGCAGCACUUUCCUACCCUGCUGUCUGCCCAGCCUGCCUGAGAGAGACUCCUGCCGGCAACCUUGAAGAAGCUGCUGCCGAUCUGGGUAGACAAUACUGAGCUAGAUGGACCGAUAGUCUGACUCAGUAUCUGGCAGCUCCCUAUGUUGCUAUGUUCCUAUGUCUUUAUGGGGUACCUGAGCUGAAGGAUCCCAACUGGUACAAAGCAAAAAACAAAGUGGGCCGCGAGGGAAUCAUCCCUGCCAACUAUGUGCAGAAACGGGAAGGCGUGAAAGCAGGAACCAAGCUCAGCCUGAUGCCGUGGUUCCACGGCAAGAUCACCCGUGAGCAGGCGGAGCGGCUGCUGUACCCCCCGGAGACGGGGCUCUUCCUGGUGCGCGAGAGCACCAACUACCCCGGCGACUACACCCUCUGCGUCAGCUGCGACGGGAAGGUGGAGCACUACCGCAUCAUCUACUCCUCCAGCAAGCUCAGCAUCGACGAGGAGGUGUACUUCGAGAACCUCAUGCAGCUGGUGGAGCACUACACCUCUGAUGCUGAUGGACUCUGUACGCGCCUCAUCAAGCCAAAGGUCAUGGAGGGCACUGUGGCCGCCCAAGACGAGUUUUCACGCAGCGGAUGGGCCCUCACCAUGAAAGACUUGAAGCUGCUGCAGAUCAUUGGAAAAGGAGAAUUUGGAGAUGUGACGCUGGGUGAGUACCAUGGGAACAAGGUUGCCGUCAAGUGCAUUAAAAACGACGCCACCGCGCAGGCCUUCCUGGCCGAGGCUUCAGUGAUGACGCAGCUCCGGCACAGCAACCUCGUGCAGAUGCUGGGGGUGAUUGUGGAGGAGAAGAGCGGGCUCUACAUCGUCACGGAAUUCAUGGCAAAGGGAAGUUUAGUUGAUUACCUUCGCUCGCGGGGGAGGUCUGUGCUGGGAGCAGACUGCCUGCUGAAGUUCUCCGUAGACGUCUGUGAAGCCAUGGCAUAUCUGGAAGCCAACAACUUUGUCCAUCGGGACUUGGCGGCGCGGAAUGUGCUGGUCUCCGAGGACAACAUUGCCAAAGUCAGUGAUUUUGGGCUGACAAAAGAAGCCUCAUCCACCCAGGACACGGGCAAGCUACCGGUGAAAUGGACAGCGCCAGAAGCACUUAGAGAAAAGAAAUUUUCCACCAAGUCCGACGUUUGGAGCUUUGGGAUACUUCUCUGGGAAAUCUACUCAUUUGGGCGAGUGCCUUAUCCAAGAAUUCCUCUGAAGGAUGUAGUCCCUCGUGUGGAGAAGGGAUACAAGAUGGACUCCCCCGACGGCUGCCCCCAGAUUGUCUACGAGGUGAUGAAGAAGUGCUGGACCCUGGACCCCGUCCACCGGCCUUCCUUCCACCAACUACGGGAACAGCUAGAGCAUAUCAAAGCCGGCGAGCUCUACCUGUGAGGUAGAGCGGGGGGCGGGGCUUCCGACGGACACGCCUCCUCCAUCACUUCCUGUGAUCUAUCCCCACCCCCACCCCAUGCACGAAUGUCAGGGGUCGGGCUGGGCAAGGGACCGAGCAAUGCGGUUGAUCGGGAACCGGAAAUCCUCCACUCAAGGGACUGUACGUAGCGAGACAUAUCGGACAUUUUGCAUAUCCCACGUGCCCCGGCUGGUGGGUGGGGGGAGAGCCUGGCUCCUCCCACUUCCUCAGGGGUGGGGGAGGGAGCUCUCCUGUAUCUUUUUCAGCUGGGUCAUCUGAAGAUGCAGAUCCUCUUCCCCCUUCUUCCCCUUGCCCAAUGGGAAUCCAAUUGGCUGCGGAGGGCCUAACCAUAUUUUAGUAGCAUGCUCUUCAGCCUUCCACUCUGCUCUCUCUUCACGGAACCGCUCCCUCUUUUCCUUCCACCUUUUAUCCUCUGCCCGGGACCAAAUCUCCAUGUCUCCAGUUUCCGCGGGGAGGAGUAAGGAAGACGUACACACUUGAAGCAGCAUGCGGAGGAGAGACAGGAAGGAAGGAAGGAAGGUUGGGGGGAAAGAUGGAGAGGGUUCCCUGCACCUCUCCGAAGUUGUGCAACUCCUGGAAAUACUCAGUUUUACCAAUCCAGUAUCUUUUCCUUUCCCCCAGGUGGAUUUUGUUCAGUUUUUUUUAUGUUAUGUUUUUGUUUUGUUUUUCGGGUCUUUUUGUUGUUUCAAACUGCACCAGAAAUCAGCUCUUUGCUGGGUUUUACUAAAGUUACAAAUCUUAUUUUUUAAUGUAAGAAUUUUUAAAAAGUUUUUAAAAAAAAAAAAAACCACCAAGGAAGAACCAACCACACACAGACACACACGCGCUAAAACUCUGCAAACUCGCAUCUGGCCUAAACCCCAAGCGCGAGUUUCAAGCCGUAGAGUCACCACGGAUGAGCAUUGGGAUUGUGUUUUUUUUUUGCUUAACACAGUGUUUGCAUGCUGUCUCCAGAGGCCUUUCCAGUCCUGUCUAGUAAGCUUUAUGCUCAUAUAAUGCUGCCAACUGUGAGAUUAAACUGUAAUAAAACACAUAUGAACACGUCA